Gymnodraco acuticeps is the source of this 2114-nucleotide messenger RNA. Its product is annotated as vascular endothelial zinc finger 1-like. Gene Ontology annotation, cellular component: nucleus. The record is from RefSeq and is a predicted model, not a curated record. The transcript has 5 exons. Lineage: Eukaryota; Metazoa; Chordata; Actinopteri; Perciformes; Bathydraconidae. The coding region runs from base 81 to 1460 and encodes 459 amino acids.
GGAAGUUGUUUCAGCUGCCAUGUUUGGUUGCUUUGUUGUAGGCUUCUACAAGAUUUCCUACAGAAUUAGUAAGUGUGGAAAUGGAGCCGAGCUGGAGUACGUUUCUUUUUCAACAGGCCAAUGAAGCCCUCCACCACCAGCAUCAUGUGGCCCAGAACAGCCUGCUGCCACUUCUCAAUGCAGGAGUCGAACAAAUUGACCAGAAGCCUAUCCUGCCCAUCCACAUAGAACAGAAGCCCCCGACCAGCGCUGCAGAACUCCUUAAAGACAAUGUGGCCAGCGGAGGAGGCGGACGGCCACAAGUUCCCGUCAUUAAGAAGGAACACAAAGGCAAGACGCCGUUCGUCUGUGGCUACUGCAACAAGGCCUUCCGCGACAGCUACCACCUGCGGCGCCAUGAGUCCAGCCACACUGGCAUCAAGAUGGUGUCGCGGCCAAAGAAGACCGCCCAGUCAGCCCCGACCAUGGUACCCAUGAUCUCCACCAUGUCGCGAGACCACAACGGCCACCCCUCCUACAUCUCCACGGUGGCGGGAAUCCUCUCCACGGCGACCACCUCGGUUUCCUCGGGCGCAAGCAUCAUGACGUCGUCUGCAAUGGGCAACAUGCAACAGCAAAACACCCCCAAGAAACCCGCCAAACCGGUCAAGAAGAACCACGGGUGUGAGAUGUGCGGCAAGGCCUUUCGCGAUGUCUACCACCUGAACCGCCACAAGCUGUCCCACUCGGACGAGAAGCCUUUCGAGUGCCCCAUCUGCCAGCAACGCUUUAAGAGGAAGGACCGCAUGACCUACCACGUUCGCUCUCAUGACGGGGGGGUUCACAAGCCUUACGUUUGUUCAGUGUGUGGGAAAGGCUUUUCCAGGCCAGACCACUUGAGCUGCCAUGUGAAGCAUGUGCAUUCCUCAGAAAGACCGUUCAAAUGUCAAGUAACGGCCUGUACCUCUGCUUUUGCCACCAAAGACAGACUGCGCUCCCACAUGAUCAGACAUGAGGGCAAGGUGACCUGCAGCAUCUGUGGGAAGAUGCUGAGUGCAGCGUACAUCACCAGCCAUCUGAAGACUCACGGACAGACCAACUUCAACUCCUGUAACAAAGAGGGUAACGGAGUCUGCAACUCUAACUCGGCUACACCCGUGACCAUCUCUGCCCCCAUCACCUCUUCGAUGAACCGGGGCCACUCCAACCACCCAGUCACCAUCGCUGCUCAAAUGAACAUAAGCACCAACACGGUGAACGUGAUGUCUGCGAUGGGCCUCCAGCACCCGGUCACCAUCAGCGGGCCCAUCAACAUCUCCUCCCUCAACAUCCCCACAUCGGGGGCAAUGAAUAUCGCCCACCCGGUCGCCCUAACGACCGCCAUGUCCAUGAAUAUGGGCGGUCCGCUCAACAUCGCCAUGAGAUCAAUGGAUAGCAUGCCUUUUCUGUCCCAAGUCUUGCCUUCUUCCCCACCCUGGUAACGUGGAGGGUGUUGAACUGGGCCAGAGAGAAAGGGAAAAUGAAGUUAAACAAGAGACUCCUGUCCUCCCCCAACCCCCUACACCCCUCCAUUAUGUUUACCCCCCCCCCUGAAGUGGACAUUUACACGAGCUGUGCGGCCGGUAGGAGCUCCCCGAGUCACAGCUAGUGUUAAAGUGACUGACACCAGAUGCAGAACACUCGAGUAGAAAUCGCGUAGGAUUGAUCUUGAAAUCAGGACAAGACUUUAGAGUAGUCAGUUAGAGUGAUGAAACUGUGAUUUGUAUAACGAGAAACAAGAGGAGACCAUUCCUCGAAGGACUCCGUAGGAAAAACACCCCUGUGCUUUUGUAAAAGGGAGAUGAGAAACGGACUGAAGCAAUAACUAUGAUUGCUGUUUUUGGUGUUUUUUUGCAAGUUCUCUCCCAAAGCCUCUGGGUGUUACUUUGUAUGUUUAUUUUUAUUUUUAUUAUAGCCUGCUAAUCACUAUUUAAUGUUAUAGGAAAUGAGUCUAGUAAAAGGGACAGCCGCUUCCAUUUGCAUGGAAGUACAGUGGGGCAAAAAAGUAUUUAGUCAGCCACCAAUUGUGCAAGUUCUCCCACUUAAAAAGAUGAGAGAGGCCUGUAAUUUUCAUCCUAGGUACACUUCAACUAUGA